AUGCCAGAAACAUCUCCAAGCCCACAAGCCCUCGAUUUCCUCAUUUGCUCCACCUGUGGCACCCAAUACCCCACGCCCUCGACUCUGCGCUCGUGCAAGAUCUGCGACGACCCGCGCCAAUACGUUCCACCUACGGGUCAAUCAUGGACAACCCUUCGAGCGCUGCAGAACUCGCAAGACCCGAAGUAUAAGAAUAUCUUUACGCCCGAUACAAUCCACGGCGAGAGCUUGAUCUCAAUACACACGGAGCCAAAGCAGGCAAUCGGGCAACGUGCGUACUUGUGUCGGACAUUUUCACCAGGAAACUCUAGGCUCUUUAAUGUCCUCUGGGACUGCAUCACAUAUAUUGACGAUUAUACCAUAACACGCAUCAAUGAACUCGGGGGAAUCGACGCGAUUGUUAUCUCCCAUCCUCAUUAUUAUACGACUCAUCUCGUCUGGGCAGAGAUUUUCGACUGCCCGGUUUACUUGUCAUCUGAAGAUGAGGAAUGGGCUGUCGUGAAAGGGGACAAGCAGGUGUUUUUCGGUGAAAGUUCACUGUCAUUUGCACCGUCAGGGAAUUAUGGGGGUGAUGACGGAAGAGCAGAUAUAAUUGUCCUUAAGACGGGCGGGCAUUUCCCGGGAAGUACGGUGCUGUGGUGGAGGCCGUUGAAGACGUUGUUGAUUGCGGAUACGAUUGCGGUUGUGCCAAGUGGAAGGUAUUGGGUUGAUAGGCCGGCUGGAACAGCGUCGUUUACGUUUAUGUGGUCAUAUCCAAAUAUGAUUCCACUAUCUGCUGAUGACGUGCAUGGUAUCUGGAAGGCUAUCAAGCAUACGGAGUUUGAUAUCACUCGGGGCGCGUUUAUUGGAAUGGAGACGGACACAGACAGCAAGAAGCGUCUGUUAGACAGUGCUCAAAUCUUCGUCAAGGCAAUGGGCUAUCUCGAUCAUGCUAUUCAUCAGGAAGAAUGUCAUUGA
This is a messenger RNA of Aspergillus nidulans FGSC A4, 957 nucleotides long. Its product is annotated as putative metallo-beta-lactamase domain protein. The record is from RefSeq and is a predicted model, not a curated record. Lineage: Eukaryota; Fungi; Ascomycota; Eurotiomycetes; Eurotiales; Aspergillaceae. The coding region runs from base 1 to 957 and encodes 318 amino acids. The transcript has 3 exons.